AUGCUGGGUGACGACAAGUGGGUCCGGUCAGUCAUCGUCAUAGUCAUCGUCACCGCUGUCGUUAGCGUCACCACCGUCGUCACCGUUGUCGCUGCCGUCGUCACCGCCGUCGUCACCGUUGUCGCUGCCAUCGUUACCGCUGUCGUCACCGUUGUCGCUGCCAUCGUCACCGCUGUCGUCACCGUUGUCGCUGCCAUCGUCACCGCCGUCGCCGCCGUUGUCGCUGCCAUCGUCCCCGCCGUCGUCACCGUUGUCGCUGCCAUCGUCACCGUUGUCGCUGCCAUCGUCACCGCCAUCGUCACCGUUUUCGCUGCCGUCGUCACUGCCGCCGUCGCGCACAUCAUGGCGUCGGACGCGAACGACAGCGGCGGUGCUGCGGACGCGUUCGUCAACUUCACGGCGACGAACUACUUGGGAAAGCUGCGCGACCCGCCGACGUGGGAGAUCAUCGUCAAGGUCGCGACGUACGUGCCCAUCGCCGUCGUCGCCAGCGUCGGCAACGUGCUCGUUAUGCUGAUCGUCGCCCGCUGCAAGUUCCUGCAUUCCAAUGUGAACUUCUUCAUCUGGAACCUGGCGCUGGCCGACCUGCUGACGGUGCUGCUAGAGAGCUGGGUAUUCGUCGUACACGACCUCACCGAAGGCUGGGUGCUCGGUCCCUUCUACUGCAAGUUCCAUGGCUUCAUCGGAA
Priapulus caudatus is the source of this 688-nucleotide messenger RNA. Its product is annotated as tyramine/octopamine receptor-like. Gene Ontology annotation, cellular component: membrane. The transcript is spliced from 2 exons. Gene Ontology annotation, biological process: G protein-coupled receptor signaling pathway. Lineage: Eukaryota; Metazoa; Priapulida; Priapulimorpha; Priapulimorphida; Priapulidae. Gene Ontology annotation, molecular function: G protein-coupled receptor activity. The record is from RefSeq and is a predicted model, not a curated record. The annotation marks the transcript as partial.